This is a messenger RNA of Anisakis simplex (herring worm), 666 nucleotides long. Lineage: Eukaryota; Metazoa; Nematoda; Chromadorea; Rhabditida; Anisakidae. The record is from the annotation of a GenBank genome assembly.
AUGCUUGCAAUUGAAUGUGCUAUUUCAGACUCAAGUACAACUACAACCCAAUCAUCGCUUAAGACAUCGGCGGAAGUUCCAUCCUCAAAUGUGUCCUCGUCAUCACACGCUAGCGAUACGGUUAAUGUUAAUCCGAGUAAACAAGUUAGCGGCAAUUCACCUGCGGUAAAAUGCACAUUACAGGGAAACACAACCACAACGGAUGUAACACAGAAGGAUGAUUACGAAAUAUUCGCAUGCAGUAUUAUCGCGCAAAUGAUUGAGAAUCUUCGCUUGAAACAAAUUCGAGACCAGGAUGCACGAGUAGUUCUUAUUCGACGUGGUGAAACUGUAACGGACGUUUUCCCCGACUGGACGAAGAAUGCAUUCAACCAAAACGGCGAAUACGUUCCGUUUGAUUUGAAUAUGCCGAGUUCAAUAAGGAGACGUGAACGAAUUGACGAUUUCCUUUUAGAUCCACCACUAACGAAUAUUGGUGCGCAUUUGUCGCGACAAUUGGGCCUUUCAAUGGUCACCGAGGUACCGACGGUCAUCUAUACAUCACCGCAAGUUGCUGACAUUCAAACGGGACGUAAACUGCUCGAAGGGAUUCCAGUUGGUGUGGGUUGGAAUAUUGAACCUGGACUGGCUGGUUUCUAUCCGGUUGGAACGAAAUGCCCGAGUUAG